AUGACUUCCAACUCAUCCAGCCCUGCUGGCUACAUCUUUGGCAGAAAUACAAGGGCCAGCGUCCGCCUCAAUUAUCAGUAUUACUUGAUCAGCCAACUCACUGACCAUGAGCUUCUACAUCCUUCUACUAGGGAGAAAAUUGAUUUUUUGACCCCCGGCCGUAUCGCAGAUAUUGGCACCGGCACCGCAAUUUGGCCUGCGGAGCUGGCUCAGUCUCUGCCCGAUUGGCAAAUAGAUGGCUUCGAUAUCUCUGGAGAUCAGUAUCCUUUGGCACAUUGGUUGCCUUCAAACGUCACACUCCAUGAGCACGAUGCUUUCCAACCAUUCCCGGAAGAGUACUUGGGGAAAUACGAUAUCAUCAAUGUGCGAUUUCUCAUGACAUUGCUCAGUGGUCAGAAUCUGCAUCGGCUUUUGCAGAACGUCAUGUCUUUGCUCAAGCCUGGCGGUAUCUUUCAAUGGAUGGAUAUCGAUGCUCCUUCUGUGAAGGCUAUCGGACCCGACCCAACAAAGUUAGAGUCAACUUCGACUGUUGCGACUCUCAUGCAAACCAAUCCACCUGAUGCCGCUUCGUGGAUCACCCAUAAUUGCGAUAUGGUGAAGCCUGCUGGUUUUGAGCCUGUUUCUUGGGGUGAGUUUCGACUCAAGGAUAUACAUCGUCCUAUUUGGAACCAGUGUGUCAUGAUGGGCCUGGAAGAGAUGACUCAAGGCUUGGAGCAAAGCGGGGACCAGGCUCUUCUCGUAAAGGCAGAGGGGCUGCGGGUCCUACUGAAGAAUUUGUCAAUCGAGUUUGGUCAAGGAGCCAGUCUGGAUACGACAUGGUUUUAUCUCGUAGCACAGAAGCCUACCUACUAA
This is a messenger RNA of Penicillium verhagenii, 852 nucleotides long. Its product is annotated as class I SAM-dependent methyltransferase. The record is from RefSeq and is a predicted model, not a curated record. Lineage: Eukaryota; Fungi; Ascomycota; Eurotiomycetes; Eurotiales; Aspergillaceae. The transcript is spliced from 5 exons. The coding region runs from base 1 to 852 and encodes 283 amino acids.